This is a messenger RNA of Acanthopagrus latus (yellowfin seabream), 4414 nucleotides long. It is a transcript of the gene picalmb, whose product is annotated as phosphatidylinositol binding clathrin assembly protein b. Gene Ontology annotation, biological process: clathrin-dependent endocytosis; synaptic vesicle budding from presynaptic endocytic zone membrane; clathrin coat assembly. The record is from RefSeq and is a predicted model, not a curated record. Lineage: Eukaryota; Metazoa; Chordata; Actinopteri; Spariformes; Sparidae. Gene Ontology annotation, cellular component: extrinsic component of presynaptic endocytic zone membrane; clathrin-coated pit; synaptic vesicle. The transcript has 23 exons. Bases 614 to 2854 code for a protein of 746 amino acids. Gene Ontology annotation, molecular function: SNARE binding; 1-phosphatidylinositol binding; clathrin heavy chain binding.
GCUCGCUCCGUGCACUCUUUUUUCCUUUCAUUGCGCUUUAAAGCCGAGCAGCGGCGGCAGCGGCAGGAGGAGGAGGAGGAGGAAGAAGAGGCGGUUGGAGGAGGAGGAGCGGAGACGACUGGCGGAGCGGCGGAGGCAGGCAGGGAACCGGUGUGCCACAUCGGGAUGAGAGCGAGGCAGAGACCCGGGUCGGAUGAGUCAGCGAGCGGAUCCCGCUACCACGGCGCCCCGGAGAUCAUCUGAACGAGCCCGAACCGACACAGAAGAAACAUUCUCCACAUUUAUCCGUGACUGUUGUUGUUGUCGGACUGAGCUCCUCUUUAUUCCGCCCUCCUCUGGUCUCAGUCUGCCAUAGCCUAGCCGCUCGGUUCAUUCCCACCGAGGAAGGAAGGGAAAGGUGGGGAGAUAAAGAGUUAGGAGGGAGGGGGGUCCGGCAAAAGGUUGCGGACGUAGGUGGAGGUUUUCUUUUUCUUUUUUCUUUUCUUUUUUUUGAGACAAAGACAAACCCCAGACGAGGCUCGACUUCACCCAGCGUCCAGUUUUGUGAGUGUGUGAGUGUGUGUGAGUGUGGGGUUUUUUUUGUGUGUGUUGUUGUCACGUUGAAUGAGCGAAGAUGUCGGGGCAGAGCAUUACGGACCGGAUAACUGCAGCCCAGCACAGUGUAACGGGAUCCGCCGUGUCGAAAACAGUAUGCAAGGCCACCACUCACGAAGUCAUGGGCCCGAAAAAGAAACACUUGGAUUAUUUGAUCCACUGCACCAACGAGAUGAACGUCAACAUUCCCCAGCUGGCUGACUCGUUGUUUGAGAGGACCACCAACACCAGCUGGGUGGUCGUGUUUAAAUCACUCAUCACCACACACCACCUCAUGGUCUACGGCAAUGAGCGUUUCGUCCAGUACCUGGCUUCAAGGAAUACACUAUUCAACCUCAGUAAUUUUUUGGACAAAAGUGGUUUACAAGGUUAUGACAUGUCCACAUUUAUCAGGAGGUAUAGUCGAUACCUGAAUGAGAAAGCUGUUUCAUACAGACAGGUGGCCUUUGACUUCACAAAAGUGAAACGCGGAGUGGAUGGUGUAAUGAGGACCAUGAAUACAGAGAAGCUGCUCAAGACGAUCCCCAUUAUUCAGAACCAGAUGGACGCCCUCCUCGAUUUCAAUGUCAAUGCCAAUGAGUUGACUAAUGGAGUCAUCAAUGCAGCCUUCAUGCUCCUCUUCAAAGACUCCAUCAGGCUCUUUGCUGCUUAUAAUGAAGGCAUUAUCAACCUGCUUGAGAAAUACUUUGACAUGAAGAAGACUCAGUGUAAAGAAGGCUUGGAUAUUUACAAGAAGUUUCUCACCAGAAUGACUCGGAUAUCAGAGUUCCUCAAAGUAGCAGAGCAGGUGGGCAUUGAUCGAGGAGACAUUCCAGACCUUUCACAGGCUCCCAGUAGCCUUCUCGAAGCUCUGGAGCAGCACUUGGCCUCUUUAGAAGGCAAGAAGGUCAAAGACUCCACUGCAGCCAGCAGGGCCAGCACUCUGUCAAAUGCAGUGUCAUCUCUGGCCAGCACGGGGAUGUCCUUCACUAAAGUGGACGAGCGGGAGAAGCAGGCUGCUCUCGAAGAGGAACAGGCUCGACUCAAAGCUCUGAAGCGGCUCAAAGAGCUGUCAAAGAGGCCCUCCUUCUCUACCACUGAUACAUCGCCAAUCUCCACCACCGGGGGCACUAUCAGCACAGCACCAGCCAUUGACCUCUUCUCCACACCCAGCUGCUCUAAUGGUGCGGUAAAGAUGGAGAGUGACCUUUUCGACCUGCAGUCAACUUUCCAGCCCUCCAUGCAGCCAGGCUCCACAGGGCUUCCAGUGGCAACAGCAUGGGCAGAUCCUUUCACCUCUGCUGAAGCUGGAGAUGAUUCCAUGCCAAACCUUAACCCUUUCCUCUCAAAACUCGUUGUCGAUGCCACUCACUUACCUGUCGUGUCUUCAGACGGUGUUAGCUUUCCCUCUAGGACAUCUGGUCAUGAAAUGUUUGGUGAUCGUUACAAUCCCUUUAUUGACACAAACUCAUCCGUUUCAACCAAUUACAAACGCACAGUGCGGAUAGAACACUCCGUCUCAGACUCCUUCUGUGGUCCAGUAUCCAUUGCCCAGCACCUCCCACACCAGGCUCCUUUCCCCACUGAGCCCUCUACUAUAGCAGGUCUAUUCAGAGGAUACUCGACGCCGCAGGCUCCUCCGCAGCAGUCAGCAGGAGGACUCCAAGUAGACUUUGAGUCAGUCUUUGGAGCCAAAGCCGCAGGCAGCAACAGCCUCAACUCUGAUGAUAUCGCUAGUGGCAUCCUGAAACCGACUCUCGCCGGCUCCAACCAGGCAUCGGGUCUGCAGCCAGAGAAGCUGGUGUCAGAUGACCUUGACUCCUCCCUGGCCAACCUCGUCGGCAACCUCGGCAUCGGGAACGGCACGAUGAAGAAUGACAUCCACUGGAGCCAGCCGGGGGAGAAGAGGAUGACCGGCGGCACCAACUGGCAGCCCAAAGCGGCGCCGUCCACGACCUGGAACCCUGUCUCAAUGCCACCGUCAAUCAUGGCCUUCCCUGCCACCACACCAACAGGCAUGAUGGGAUACAGCAUGCCUCCACAAAUGGGCUCUAUGGGGAUGAUGAAUCCACCCACCAUGAUGUACUCCCAGCCUGUGAUGAGGCCACCCAACCCUUUCGGCUCUGUGUCUAGUGCUCAGGUGGGUGCUCCACAGUCCGACUGCUCCUCCACGCUGAUGCACAAUGAACCCUCCGCAGCCUCUAGUCCUUCCAGCCAGAGUCCUCUCCGAGCCCCUGGACAGGACCCGUUUGCACACCUCUCUCUCAAGGAUUUCUUGUAGAGCAUCUCUUUAGAUGCAGUUCAUGUAAUUUGAAGAAAAAGUGUCUCUCGGAAGACGAAGCACUUAGCAGCAAAGCUUUGUCCUCGUUGCAGUCUAACUCUUCAGAGAAACAUUCUCACACACACAAACACACACACCCCAAAUACAGACAUGUCAAGAACACAAUGGUGCAGCGACUGUCAGAAACCAUGGUAACAGUGUCCAAAUGACGUUUGGCGAUAGCUCACCCCCAUUAUUCUGUAACUUGUCCAAGACGUCGAGUGAUGCUGCUGUCUAAAAACCCCCCCUUAAAGAGGAUUCCUUAUCCGUUUUACAGUGUAAUCUGUAAAGAUAGUUCUGGGUGCUGAGAAACUUUGAUGUUAUGUAUUUGGACUUACUGUGGUUGGAUAUAAAACGGCUCGUUGUUCAGCGGGGAGGGGGUGGAAGGAGGAGGAAGAAAAGGAGAGCGGUCCUUCCCUUUCUUGAUCCGAUCAUGAGUCACCCAUCCCCUACAGUUAUUUAACUGUCACUAAGUAGUGAUGCUAAUGGCGUUUACACCUGUUUAGUUUUUGUCUUUUUUACCGUGUUUACAGUAGACAUUCCUUGUGUGUUGUUUGUAUUUAUUUAUGAUUAUUGGUUUAAGACUGGGGAGAAAAAAAUGUAAAAUCUACAGUACAUUGAACACCUGUGGGAGUGCUUCAGCAUUAAAAACAUGGAUCUCAGACUAUCAUCGAGAGGUAGAGUUUAAAAAAAAAAAAAAAAAGCUAUUAUAUAAAUUACACCUAUUAAGCGGAAUGAUAGAGCACUAAAUAUUCUACGAGUUUUGUGUUAAGAAAAUUUUCUACUAGAUGAAAGAUUUCACAAUCUCUGUUGUACUUAAGUGCAGGGGGGUUAGAGUACGAGUCAGUUAACAGUAUAUAGUCGAUUCUGUGCCUAGGGUUUUUUGCAAUGGAUCAGUUUCCUGUCUAGUUGAACAAAAAGAGAUAAAAAAAAAAAAAAAAAAACAAAUAAAAAAAAACACUUCAUCCACGAGAAUCUGAAGCGUCGCACUGGGUGGUGGGCUCCAUUUGCUUUAAGCUUGGCAUGCCAUUGACUCACUGACCGUAUUCAAGGCUGCCUUUACUCUGAAUGUGAAAGAGUUGUCUUCAUGUUGCACACAUCUUUCCACACUGCAGUUCCUCAGCGAGAAAUCGUGGGUGGUUGGGGGGGGCAGGUCAAGAGGACGGAGUGUGUCUGCUUUGCUGGUUAGUCGUCGCUACGCUAAUGGGGGAUAAAGGGUCACAGAUUUGAUGUGUAAAUUAAUUGUAAAAAAGAUCCAGAGGACCGGGGGGGUUGGAGCGGAGGAGCACUGUUGAUCGGUGCUCCGUGUAUAUAAAUAACUGACUGUUCUUUGAGUUCAGAAGUGAAAGAUGUAUGAAAUAUGAAAGCAAUUCAAUCAAAUUUGACUCUACCUAAGUUUGAUUCAGGAUAUUCUCUGCGUUUGUCUCCGCAGAUAUUUUCUUUAUGUAAUUAGAACGUGUAGCAGACAAUGACUGAAGUCUUUUCUUUCUUUUACAAAUAAAGAGCAGCUUCCACAAACUA